CUGAUUGCAGUGUGGUGAUUGGCCCAUCCCACCGACGGCAGAUCGACGACAUCCGUUAGCAGCAGUGCCGCCCAUCGCCGCCGACGAUUGAGUCUCCUCUGUAAAGCAACAUUCAUGGCAGAAGAAGCAGAAUUCCAAGUUCCACCCGAGCCAGUGGCGCCGUGGAAUUGGUCCAACAUCCCAGACUACGGUCCUCUUAAACAGUAUCAGCAUGCCGCAGCGUUCUUCAUCAUCGGGCUGACGCUUACCGGUCUGUACGAAUUCACAACGUACUUUGACCAGAUUCCUCGAGAAUUGGCGUAUCCCCUCAUCUGGGUGUUUAUCUUUUUGCGCAUGUUGGGCAAAUUGGGACCGUCGGAAAUGUCACCAGAGGAAGAAUUGGCGCACAAGGAGCGGGAGGAUGCGCGGCAGUUCAAGGCCACACUCCAUCGCAUUGCGACUGAAAAGGACGACGACGACGAAGAUGGUGGCGAAGGGGCUGCUUCCGUCGACGACGAACGCCAGGCCAAGAAAACCCAGUAAAAACAGUCGGACGACAAAAAAAACUUUUUUACUAUGUGGACUACUUCGAAGCAUGUAAAAAAAAUAUCGGAUGACAAAAAAUAUUUUUUUCCUAUGCG
Aphanomyces astaci is the source of this 620-nucleotide messenger RNA. RefSeq lists its product as hypothetical. The record is from RefSeq and is a predicted model, not a curated record. Lineage: Eukaryota; Oomycota; Saprolegniomycetes; Saprolegniales; Verrucalvaceae. The transcript has 2 exons. Bases 115 to 522 code for a protein of 135 amino acids.